Messenger RNA from Leishmania mexicana MHOM/GT/2001/U1103, 3654 nucleotides. RefSeq names its product putative Zn-finger domain protein. Lineage: Eukaryota; Euglenozoa; Kinetoplastea; Trypanosomatida; Trypanosomatidae. The transcript has a single exon. The coding region runs from base 1 to 3654 and encodes 1217 amino acids. The record is from RefSeq and is a predicted model, not a curated record. Gene Ontology annotation, molecular function: zinc ion binding.
AUGCAGGAGCUCCCUCGUCGAACGGCGAAGAAAACUCGGCGGGAGGCAACUGUUGAGCCUCUCAACACCGCCUCAUCCACCGCGACGGCCACGAAAGAUGAGGAUGGCCACAGGAGUGGACUGGCUGAGGAUGACCUCUCAGGCGCGCUUCCGCAAAUCUCUGCAGCUGCUGCCUCGUCCUUCCGUGGGACGAGGCGCAACUCCACAUCGGGGUCCAUCGUUGAGUGCUGGAUCUGCUUCGACCCCACCAGCACCCCCUUGAACCCUAUCGUCACCCACCGAUGCCGCUGCCGCGGUUCUGUGGGAUAUGUGCAUCAAAAGUGCAUCGAUCGCUGGGUCAUUCAGCAGCGCAACCGCACCUGCCGCAGCUGCGGGGCGCCCUACCAGCUGGUGCACUCCGCAUAUCCCCCUGGUGCGAACCUUCCGCUGAGGCCGCACGAGCGUCGCGUGUUCCUUUUGAAGUUUUUGAUUAAGCCGCUCCUUCUCGAAUCCGCCGAGACGCUCUGCUGCGUGCUUCUGCGCUUUGUCGUUCUCCCGCUCCUGCUCGGACUUGUCUACAGUUUUCAUCGCUGGCCACUGCUGUGGUGGCCCAUGUCAACCUUUGCAGGGUCACCGGAGCGCAACUUGAGCUACACCGCCUCAACCGGCGUGCCCGGCAGCCAGGUGGUGCUGGAGAAUGAGGACGGCACGUACACCUUGACGGAGUCCUUCUUGGCGUGGGCCGACGCGAUUCUCUUUGGCCUCGUCCUGUGCACCGUGAUGAACGCGGUGGCUGUGGGUUGGGAGAAGUGGAACCACUACUUCCACGCUGCCCGGGAGCGACUCGCCCGCGAGACAGCGAGGCAUGCUGAGGAAGGGGAGUUGGCACAACCGGCAGCGAUGCCUCCGGUAGGCCCUCUCGACUUUCACGAGGAGAACGACGCGACGGAGGGAGUUGAGGAGCGGGCGGAGGCGACGGAGCAGGGAGUGAACAAUGAUUCUCCACCGGCGGCGCCGCCGCAUCAUGACGCAGCGUUACCAGACGGCUUUAUCGUUGAGGGGUGGAGACCGCAAUGGGGACCUCUGCCGGCAGCGGAGCAGGAGCGUCCGCUCCGCGAGGAUGCGCGUGACGCGCGUCAACCUGGGGUACGAGCAGAGGCGAGGGCGGCAGCAGGCGAGCAACACUCGGGCAGCGAUAGCGACAGCGAUAAUGGCGACUCAGACAGCGGCAGCGACACGCCCUACCGGCUUUCCUUCGUCGACGGGGUUUUUGACACGAUCGAUUGGGUGAAGUCAGGCGCCGGUGGCGGCGGCAUAAAGCGGCUCCUCCCUUCAUCGAUGCGGCAGCUCUGCUACGGCCUUGCACUGACGCUGCUGCUGCGCACAAUCUGGGGCAGGGUAGUCGUAGCGCUUGCCUUUGCUGGCUUCAUCGUGAGUUGGCGCUACCGCCACACGCGAAACGUCCUCACCACACAGAAGCGGCGCUUAUACGAGGUGGCGGAGCGCGUGCCGCUGCUGUCGCAGGAGGCAGUGAAGACACUCUUUGGGGUGUACCUCGUGGAUGCUUUUUUCUUUUACGGUGCGUUGCCCGAGCUGGGAGGGAUGAUGCUGCACUACGCCGUCGCCCCGUACAUGGAUGUCGGCUUUGAUCGCGGCUUCCUGGCCUUUUUUCACGGACUCACCGUGCUGAAAGUGACGCUCUACUGGGUGGUAGGCGCGGUGCUGGUGAUGCUGCUCACUGCGAUGGAGUUGACGGUUGUGGGCCCCUUGUUUGCCAACGGCGUCGAUUUGUUCUUUGUGCGCAGCUUCGAUGCCCGCUGGGACUCCGUCCUGGGGUACUGGCGCUGUGUCGUGACUCAGGUAUUCGACUCCGACCCUCCCCGCAUCGUUCGCGGCUUUCUCCGCGUGGCGGUUGUGGAGCUGUUGGUGCUGCUUGUCUUUGUGCGGGUGCCGUUUUGGGGAAUGCUCGGGUGCCGUGACUUGUUGUGGGGUGAUGGCACAGUUGCGCAGACGGGGCUUCCACUGAAAAUGUCUCUUUCACUGGGGGUGACGACCGGAUACGACAUCAGCGCAGACGCCAGCCUUGACGAGUGGCGCCGCACCGAGGUGCUGCGCGUUUUGGCGGAGCGGGUGCUGCUCCCUUUUGGUGCCAUGUACGCAGCCGGAGUACGGGAGCAACUGGGGCCAAUGUUUGAUUCAAUCCCUCUCGACACCAUCGACCUUCUGGAGGUGACUGCAGCGAGCUCCACUUCCGUGAAACCCGCCACGCGACAGCUGUGGGAGCAGGUCUGGGGCAACAUGUCAGAUCGCUCAGUGUUCCUUUUUCACCUCAUCGACCCUGACUCCGCCAAGAGGGUUGCAGCGGAGUCGGAGGGGUUUCGCCACACGCUGGAGCGCGUGCAGGAGCCGAUGGAGUGGCUACGGGUCGCAACAUCCGAAGAUGGCGUGUGCAACACGGUGAUGGUCUUGUCCUCCUCAGCCGAGUGGCUAGGGACGCCGGAGCGGCAGCCGCCCGUCGCAGAUUUAGAGGCCAUUGUGGCGCCGCCGUUCAGGGUUUCAGAGCAGCAGAGCACCUCAACCGCGCUUGCGCAUCAGAUGGUGCUCGACGCGUGGAGAAAUACGUACCAGGAGGCCAUGGGGCGCAUUGCCAGUGUCCUGCACCCCGAGGCGGUCCCGACGCCGCCGUCGUUGUACCCAGAGCACGACUCGGUGCAGGAGGAGCCUCACACCGUGAGCGCGAUCAAGUGCUACAUGGCCGCACUGCACUUGUCGUACCCUUACGUGAGCAUGGGCCGCUGGCGCGCCCUCGCGUACGAGUGGUGGUCACUGCUGCUGCUGCGCAACACAUUCGCGAACUACGUCGUCGACGUGCUCAAGUACGUGGCAGCCAUAUCAACAGUUUUCUCCUGCUUCGCCGUGUACCCACUCCAGCGAGCGCAGCUACGCAUUCUCUUUCCGGUGGUUCGCUGGAUUGGUCAGAGUGUCGUGCACAUGGAGCACUACCUGUUUGACCCAGAGCAGCUUCGCGCGGUGGAGGGGUUUGUGGAACAGGAGGGCGAGGACGAACUUGUGCUGCCUCCGAUGGUCGAACCGCUGGGGUUCGACCGGCGCGAGGAGUAUGUGGAGGAGGCCGCUAUCCCAUCCUACCUCCUGCUGCGUCGUGUGGUGGUGGCUGUUCUCUUCCUCGUUGUCGCGUCCUUCAUGGUUUGGAUCGUUCCCGUGCUGUGCGGCACUCUCCUCCUGUGCAUCACGAGGAACGCGCUACCGGUGCUUGUGGGGGCGGCCUCCUUGAGCUUCCUCUGCUGGAACCCAACUUUGUUCGCCCGCUCUGUCAUCCUCGGGACAGCCCUCACCAUCGCUAUUGUGUUCGUUGUGCCGAUCGUCGGCAUCAUCUACAUCGGACCGUUUGCGCAGCUGCUCUGGAGCAGCUACCCCACCCUGGUGGAGGAGACGUUUGAGCGGCAGUACGACGUGCACCAGAUGGUAGGACCUUACACGGGCUCCGUCACAGGCGGCAACGGCAACGCGGACGGCGACUCCGAUGACGACUGGGAAAGCGUCGACUCCCGCGACAUGGUUGACGGCGAUGCCGAGACCCCACACCAGGAUGGAGAAGCGGAGCCAAACAUCGGGGACGAGCCUCGCGGCGACGUGCAAGCCGUACCGGCUCACUAG